CCCCUCCUCUGGGCUGGCGGCUGGCCCCAAAGGUCACCGUCCGAGGCGACUGCCGGCCGCCCCGGGUGCCCAGCGCAAUCGUAGCAAGAGAACGCUGCUCUGCCUGCCGGGUGCUCCCGCACAGGUGAGGCCUAGUUAACAGAUGUCGAGGAGCCAUGGGCAGUGGAUCGGGGGACUGGAGGAGUAACGGGCGUGAGGCGGCAAAAUGUUCUCCAAAGAAUAAUAAUAAGAUAGCGAGGAUACAUACACAUAAUUAUAUAAUGCGCUGCAGAAGCGCGCGGGCCCGCCAGCUCUGGUCGCGCGCGGGCGCGCGAAAGAGGAGCCGCGCGGGUCGUCGGCACCGAGAGUUCUGCACGGGCCGCUGCGGAGAAGCGGGCAAAGGAGGCGCUGUGGCCCAGACGGUGCGCAAGGAGGAGGCCGUUGUCUCACGGGCCUGCGCUUCCCCCGCGCGGCGGCUCUCCGAGCGUGGCGAGAGCCGGCCACAGUCGGGAGAUGGUCGAUCAUCGGGGAGGACACGGAGGACGAGGAGUAGGGGAGGGACGAGGGGGAGGACGAGUGUUGCCAGCCGUGAGCUUUCGCUCAAAAACUUCUGGUCAGUGAAGGUAACGGGCUGUAGGGGCGUGCACUGGAAAUUCUCGGCUGAGCUCAACAAUGCACACUUCUGCGUGCAUCGUGAAUGUCGAUUCUUCAAGUGCGAAGUCAGCACCCCGAUCGCGAGCACAAUUGUUGCGCUUGAGCCCGUGGCGCGCUGCUGCAUGCGCGCUGGAUAUCUGCCGAAGCCCCGGCAGCCAGUUUCAGAAAAAAAGCAAUACGUCCAGCAAUGUCUAUGCAGGAGCAGAUGAUGAAGAUGCUGGCGGCUUAGCAAUUGUGGCAAACAAACGCAGCUCCCU
Prorocentrum cordatum is the source of this 890-nucleotide messenger RNA. NCBI's taxonomy places the organism in Eukaryota, Dinophyceae, Prorocentrales, Prorocentraceae. The record is from the annotation of a GenBank genome assembly.